AUGUUAGACUCUGCGUAUGAACUAACCUACGAAAUAGGGAGAAUAUCUGUUGAGCAAAUGAAACCCAUAAAUACAACCGAUUCAAGGUCAGUGCUUUUCUAUCUUCUUGACCCGAGCUCAACCAGAAUCUAGGAACUUUGAUUUUUUCAUAGGGUGCCGAACCAUCUUUCUCAUCAUAGUAGACCUUGUCAUCCGCUUCGUGGUUCACGGCCCGUGUGGGGGUGGAUGGGCAUUUUGUUCAGAAAGGCGAAUUUUUUCUUGAUUAUGCUUUGCUGAUUUGUUUUCCGGACGCCGACAUGACGCGUGGGACAAUGGUAUUUGAGUAUGGUCCGAGCAGACACCUUAUGAAUUUCGAUUUCUACCAGGACUAUCCUCAUCUCUCUGAAUUCCUAUUUUCGCUCACCGGUCAAGAAGUGUAUCCUCUUUUUGAACAACCGAGACACCGGGAAGAAUUUAUUCAGGCUUCGCGAGCCCUGGCAGAACUAGAUCACGAGGAUGACUGCUUUUCUAGGGCCGAAGAAGAGCGGUAUUUUGCGCAUGUUGAUCCGGAUGAUAUUGCUAUCUCUCGGCACCUUACUAUUAUUGCCGAGUUAAACCCGCGUUUUGUGACGAGCGAAAGCCUUUGGAGCUGGAUAUCAUUGUAUGUGGACGAGCGGGACUUGCAUCUAUUCCCCGAGUUGGAUACACCUGCGGAUCAGGAACAAAGUGCGUCUAGCUUCUGUGUUCUGCACUGAAUGCUUAAUGGGCAUGGUUUUACUUUAAUAUAUAUCAGGGUCAUUUCAGAACCAAUGUUUUAGAGUUAAUUAAGGUCGCAACACUACACAUUUUCGUGAUGCCCGGUAUCAUGUGCCCAAGCUACUCGAUCGUCUUAGCCGAAUAAUAGUUGUUACUCCACUGCUACAGUGCUUGAUGGGUCCUUAAUGAUGCUCAGGAUACGCGAUCUCUUUCGUGGCUGCUUUUAAUCCGGGUGUUGCAACUCGAGUGGGCUCGCGAGCCGACA
This is a messenger RNA of Aspergillus glaucus CBS 516.65, 1000 nucleotides long. RefSeq lists its product as uncharacterized. The record is from RefSeq and is a predicted model, not a curated record. Lineage: Eukaryota; Fungi; Ascomycota; Eurotiomycetes; Eurotiales; Aspergillaceae. The coding region runs from base 297 to 734 and encodes 145 amino acids. The transcript has a single exon.